GUAUCCAUUUAAUUAACUCUUUCACACAAACAGAAGGACACUGGAGGAGCAGGUCCCGCCCUCCCGGCUGUGUUACACUGUUAAACUCCAGGCAAUCGGAUCCUUUGUCCGGCCCCGCCAUCAUCGAUUCUCUUCCAUAUUCCACCGGCGGCAAAUUUUCCCGCCAUUUCUUUCCACCCCACUACCUUUCGGUUCAUGUUGUCAGUGCUGUCAUGCCGCCAUUGUUGGAACUUGAACACACUCUCAUGUAAUUUCGCAAGAAAACGGGCACUCAAAUUCUCCAUUUCUUUUUCUCUAAACCUCCAAGGACCCUUCUCUUCAAAACCCUUAUUAGCAUUACCAAAGCAAAAGUUUACAUACGGAACGAUGUCCGAUUCUCUCCCCUCAGCCUUUGACAUUCUCAUGUCGAAUGCUUCAAGAAAAAAUCAAAACUCUUCACAAACUCAGAAGGAAAAACGGCAAUCAUCGCCCAGGAAACGCAAGGCCCCAGCUGAAAAUUCCCAAACACCCCAUUUAAACCCUAACAAUUCUCCGACUCAAAGUGAAAGAACCGUAAAACAAGAACGAUCAAGCCUCAAGGACUCAAAUUCCGCUCAAAUUAAUGAUGCCCGUUUCAAGAACUCGGUGGAAAACGACGAAAAAGCAACAGUUGGUUCAUCCUCUGUUGAAAAUAGUAAUCGAGAGAGAAUAAUAGUUCAAGAAUCAAGCUCAAAGCAAAAUGUAGCAAGAAAUGCUGAUUUGAAUGAAGACUUGGGGCUGGCUAAGAAGGCGAAAGUGUCGAUUAGUCCGGAUGAGAGUAUUGUGGAGUUGAAGAAGAAGGCUACCAGUUUUGAUGCGAAGAGAGCGGCAUAUUGGGGAAAGGGAGAGAGGAUACCUUUUAUGUUUGUGGCGAAGACAUUUGAUGCGAUAUCAAAGGAGUCGGGGAGGAUCUUGAUCACGGAGAUUGUGUGUAAUAUGCUGAGGACUGUGAUUGAAAUGACACCGGAUGAUUUGGUUGCAGUCGUGUAUCUUCUGGCAAAUAGGAUUGCUCCUGCGCAUGAGGGGUUGGAGCUCGGGAUUGGAGACUCUUCAAUUAUCAAGGCGCUUGCAGAGGCUUGUGGUACUAAAGAAGUGCAUAUUAAGAAGCAAUACAAGGAGCUCGGAGAUUUAGGCCUUGUUGUGAAAGCAAGCCGUUCGUCACAGCCUUUGAUGCGUAAACCAGAAGCAUUAACUGUUGCCAAAGUUUUUGAUACAUUUCGGCUCAUUGCCAAGGAAUCCGGCAAGGAUAGUCAAGAGAAGAAAAAGACUCACAUAAAGGGACUACUAGUUGCAGCCACUGAUUGCGAACCUCAAUAUUUGAUUCGUCUACUCCAGACAAAGCUGCGCAUUGGUUUAGCAGAACAAACUCUCUUGGCAGCACUGGGGCAUGCUGCUGUGUAUUCUGAGCAGCAGUCAUCUCCUCCUGCAAAUGUUGAUAAUCCAUUAGAAGAGGCUGCAAAAAUUGUGAAACAAGUUUACUCUGUAAUUCCGGUCUACGAUAAAAUUGUUCCCGCUCUUCUUGCUGGUGGUGUAUGGAAUCUCCCAAAGUCAUGUAGCUUUUCACCAGGUAUUCCAGUUGGACCCAUGUUAGCUAAACCAACUAAAGGAGUAUCAGAAAUUGUGGAUAAAUUCCAAGACAUGGAGUUUACGUGCGAAUACAAGUAUGAUGGAGAACGUGCUCAGAUACAUUAUAUGGGAAAUGGUGCAGUAGAGAUAUAUAGUAGAAAUGCAGAACGGAAUACUGGAAAGUUUCCUGAUGUUGUUGCUGCUAUCACAAGAUUAAAGAAACCUUCUGUAAUGUCAUUUGUCCUCGACUGUGAACUUGUUGCAUAUGACCGUGAGAAACAGAAAAUCCUGCCUUUCCAGGUCCUCAGUACACGUGCUCGUAAAAAUGUUGUCAUGAGUGAAAUCAAAGUUGAUGUUUGCAUAUUUGCUUUUGAUAUCUUGUAUCUUAAUGGACAAGAGCUUCUGCAGGAGCAGCUUGACAUUCGUAGAGAGCAUCUUUACAAGUCAUUUCAGGAAGAACAAGGUCUUGUCCAGUUUGCCACUGCUAUAACAUCAAAUGAUCUAGAGGAAAUACAAAAAUUUCUUGAUGGUGCUGUUGAUUCUAGUUGCGAGGGGUUGAUCAUCAAAACAUUGAGUAAAGAUGCUACAUAUGAACCUUCAAAACGGUCUCACAACUGGUUAAAAUUGAAAAAAGAUUACAUGGAAAGUAUUGGUGACUCGCUGGAUUUGGUGCCCAUUGCUGCUUACCAUGGCAGGGGAAAGCGAACUGGUGUAUAUGGCGCCUUUCUCCUUGCUUGUUAUGACAGUAACAAGGAGGAAUUUCAAAGCAUCUGUAAAAUUGGCACUGGAUUUUCUGAAGCAAUGCUUGAAGAACGUUCUGCCAGCCUUCGUUCUAAAGUUAUUCCCAAGCCAAAGUCAUACUACAGGUAUUCAGAUUCAAUCAAUCCAGAUGUCUGGUUUGAACCCACUGAGGUUUGGGAGGUGAAAGCUGCAGAUCUGACUCUAAGCCCUGUUCAUCGUGCUGCCAUUGGUAUUGUAGAUUCUGAUAAGGGGAUCUCGCUGCGAUUUCCUCGUUUGCUUCGUAUCCGAGAAGACAAGAGUCCAGAGCAGGCCUCGUCGUCUGAUGUGGUAGCCGAGAUGUAUACUGCUCAGAAGCACAAUCAACGAGAAAAUCAAGAUGAAAAUGACAACGAUUGAGGAAAAGAACAAUCCGUAUUCAUUGCAAGUUUGUAUAAUGUUUGGUAUGUUCGACUAGACUGGAUAUGGCAAUAAAUAACUUAUAAAUUUUUGGCACGCAUCUCUUCUAUAAUUAUAUCGAGUCUAUUGCAUCAGACAUGUAUAGGACGGCCUAUACACAUUUUUACAUGUUCAACCGAUCUACUGUAUCAAACGCGUAUCAGACGACCUUGACCUUGACCUUGACCCUGACAUUUGUCAUAUGGGCAUGUGGUGCUUGGCUGGAAUGUGAUAUUUCUUGAGAUACAUUAAUUUAAUUGAAUGAUUUUUU
Olea europaea var. sylvestris is the source of this 3031-nucleotide messenger RNA. RefSeq names its product DNA ligase 1-like. Gene Ontology annotation, biological process: lagging strand elongation; DNA biosynthetic process; DNA repair. Lineage: Eukaryota; Viridiplantae; Streptophyta; Magnoliopsida; Lamiales; Oleaceae. Gene Ontology annotation, molecular function: DNA binding; ATP binding; DNA ligase (ATP) activity. The record is from RefSeq and is a predicted model, not a curated record. The transcript has 17 exons. The coding region runs from base 196 to 2721 and encodes 841 amino acids. Gene Ontology annotation, cellular component: mitochondrion; nucleus.